This is a messenger RNA of Recurvomyces mirabilis, 1833 nucleotides long. RefSeq lists its product as uncharacterized. The coding region runs from base 1 to 1833 and encodes 610 amino acids. NCBI's taxonomy places the organism in Eukaryota, Fungi, Ascomycota, Dothideomycetes, Mycosphaerellales, Teratosphaeriaceae. The record is from RefSeq and is a predicted model, not a curated record. Gene Ontology annotation, biological process: carbohydrate phosphorylation; pentose metabolic process. Gene Ontology annotation, cellular component: cytoplasm. The transcript has 3 exons. Gene Ontology annotation, molecular function: D-ribulokinase activity.
AUGCCCUUCCGCCAGGCUUCGCGGCAACAGAGCCGUCAGAUGUCUGUUGACCCUCACAACGAGAUCCAUGUCCAGCAAGAUCAUUACAUUGGCAUCGAUGUCGGCACUGGAUCUGCACGAGCUUGUAUUAUGAACUCGAAGGGAGACAUUGUUGGUCUGGCAAGCGAGAACAUUGGCCUUUGGCAGCCAGAGACUGGAUACUACGAGCAAUCGACGACCAACAUCUGGAGAUGCAUUUGCUCCUCCAUUCACCGCGCCAUGGACCAGCACAGCAUCGACCCUUCUAGCAUUCGAGGCAUAGGAUUCGAUGCCACCUGCUCCCUGACCGUUUUCUCCGAAGACACCGACGAGCCAGUCUCCGUCACGGGACCAAAAUUCGACAACGCGGAUGGUAACGAUCGUAAUGUCAUCUUAUGGCUCGAUCACCGACCUGUAGAGGAGACGAAGAAGAUCAACGCCACAAACCACAACCUGCUUCGAUAUGUGGGUGGACAGAUGAGCAUCGAGAUGGAAGUUCCGAAAGUGCUGUGGUUGAAGAAUCACAUGCCGAAGGAGGUGUUCGACAAGUGCAAGUUCUACGAUUUGACCGAUGCUUUGACACAUAUGGCGACGGGUAACGAGACAAGAAGCUUCUGCUCUGUUGUUUGCAAGCAAGGAUAUGUACCGGUCGGUGUUGACGGCAGUGUCAAGGGCUGGCAGGAGGAUUUCUUGACGGAGAUUGGCUUGAAAGACCUGUGCGAGGACAACUUUAAACGCAUGGGUGGAGUCAACGGGGUGAACGGACGAUAUCUGACAGCUGGUGAGCUGAUAGGCACUCUCUCCGAAAAGGCCGCAUCCGAUAUGGGCCUACCUGCGGGUAUCGCUGUCGGCAGCGGUGUCAUCGACGCAUAUGCUGGCUGGAUCGGAACCGUUGGAGCCAAGGUGAAUCUGCCGAGCGCGAACAUCGACGCCAACGUAGCAAAGAACGACGUUUCGCAAGCCUUCACUCGGUUGGCAGCCGUGGCUGGUACUUCUACCUGCCAUCUUGCCAUGAGCAAGAAUCCGGUCUUUGUUGAUGGUGUAUGGGGUCCAUAUCGCGAUGUCCUCAUUCCAGAAUACUGGGUGGCAGAAGGUGGACAGUCGGCUACUGGGGAGCUGCUGAAACAUGUCAUCGAGACACAUCCAGCUUUCCAGGAGGCAAUGUCAGUGGCUGAGACCUUCAACGCCAACAUCUACGAUUAUCUGAACGAGCACCUUCGCGAGAUGCAGGAGAAGAUCAAUGCUCCCAGCAUAUCAUACUUGGGCAGGCAUUUCUUCUUCUACGGUGACCUGUUCGGCAACCGCUCCCCAAUUGCGGAUCCGGAGAUGAAGGGCUCAGUCAUUGGUCUGAGCAGCGACAAGAGCAUGGAUGGUCUCGCUUUAUACUACUACGGCACAAUGGAGUUCAUUGCUCUCCAGACCCAUCAGAUCAUCGAGCGCAUGAACAAGUCGGGUCAUGUCAUCAGCUCCAUUUUCAUGUCUGGCUCUCAAUGCCAGAACGGCGUGCUUAUGGAGCUUAUGGCGACGGCCUGCGACAUGCCAGUGUUGAUUCCCCGAUACGUGCACGCUGCUGUUGUACAUGGUGCGGCUAUGUUGGGUGCCAAGGCGGCCUCGACGAACAAGGAGGGUGUUUCGGAGCCAUUGUGGGACAUCAUGGACCGUAUGUCGAAGCCUGGUAAGGCUGUACACCCGAAUAAAGACCAGGGCGAAAAGAAGCUGUUGGCGGCCAAGUACAAGGUGUUUCUCGAGCAGUGCGAGCAGCAGAGGCAGUUCAGAAAGGAAAUUGAUGAAGCUACUUCAGGCUGGUCGAGGUAG